Molecule: messenger RNA, 427 nt
Organism: Pseudogymnoascus destructans
Lineage: Eukaryota; Fungi; Ascomycota; Leotiomycetes; Thelebolales; Thelebolaceae
Exons: 2
Coding region: 149-427 (92 amino acids)
Source: RefSeq, a predicted model, not a curated record
AAUCGGUAAUUGUAUGGUGGUGUUGUCGGGACCAGGAAAAAUAUCGCAAUAAUGAAGUUAUCGCUUAAUCGAUAAUCGUUAUAACGGUGCUUUACUGUAGUAGGAAUUUUGACGCGUUAAAAAGGUACAAACAAGCCUACGCGUACCCAUGCUCCAACCUAUGCCCAACCCCCGGUCAUCCCACGACCCACUCAUAAAACUUAUGAACAACACCUCCGUACGAUUCCGUCUCGAUCUCGACCCGGAACGAUUGAAAAACAUGGAGGAACACGGUGUGAUGUUAGAGCGCGGCGAUAGUGAAAGCCAGCGAAUUAUCGCAACGGCACUAUUCGACGUUGCUGAGGGAAAAACCCAUCCGAGCUCUGGGCCAUGCCAGUCGCAUCCGCAUUCCCCAUACCGUGGAGACGGCCCCACAGGUGCCGUAUAG